GUCUCGCAGGGUAUUUCCGGGACGACAUCUUGUGCCACUUCUGUGCCAGUAUGAUCAGCGGCCUCGUCACCACCGCCGCCUCCAUGCCUGUCGACAUCGCCAAGACCCGCAUCCAGAACAUGCGGAUGAUCGAUGGCAAACCCGAGUACCGCAAUGGGCUGGACGUGCUGCUGAAGGUGAUUCGGCACGAGGGUUUCUUCAGCCUCUGGAAGGGCUUCACCCCGUACUACGCCCGCCUGGGGCCCCACACCGUCCUCACCUUCAUCUUCCUCGAGCAGAUGAACGCCGCCUACCGCCGCCUGGUGCUCCGCGCCUGACCUUUGACCCCACCCCCGUG
Molecule: messenger RNA, 337 nt
Organism: Phasianus colchicus (ring-necked pheasant)
Lineage: Eukaryota; Metazoa; Chordata; Aves; Galliformes; Phasianidae
Source: RefSeq, a predicted model, not a curated record